CUUAAUAAUAUAUGUAGGUCUCAUGUAAGUAAUUUAACUUAGCCUCAAGGUUGAAUAAUGCUUAUUCCCUUUUGACGCACGUUAACCGUUAAAUUUUUCCGUAAAUCAUUUUAAUAGGUUUGCCAUUCGAUUAAGUGAAAAUUUUUAUCAACUUUUUGAUUAAUAUUUCGCCUUUGGGAUCCCUAAUGCAUGCAUUACUGCCCUUUGGUCAUGUCUGUCAAAUGUAUAUAAGCUUUUAGUUGCCCCUGGAUCAAUAAAAUUAUUGUUGUACCUCUUUUACUUCUAAUUCUUUAGUCAAAACUCACCCACUUAGUCACUCCUUUAAACAAAUUUACACUCGCUUUUAUUUAUAAUGUACGCUCCUUCAACUUUAUUAGUCGCUUCUACUUUAGCUGCUACUGUUUUAGCUGGUUUUUCAAAUUCUACCACUACUGUCACUACUGAAGUUAUUGUUACUGACUUUACUACUUACUGUCCUUACUCUACUGAAUUAGUUAUUACUACUUGUGAUUCUGAAGAAUCAGUUUGUGCUGCUACCACUGUUACUGUUACUGAAGCUACUACUUUAACUAUUACUGAACCAUGUUUAGUUUCUACUACUUACGUUCCAACUGGUAUUGAAUCUUCAUCAGGUUCUGAAUUAUAUACUACUAUCUAUGAAACUAGAACUUGUACUGAAUGUCCACCAGCUGUUUUAACUUCUGCUGCUAGCUCCACUACUCCAGUUAUUGAAGUUGUAUCUUCUGCUGUCAACACUACUUCUCCAGCUGUUGCUACUUAUGAAGCUGGUGCCAAUAAGAAUGUUGCUGGUGCUUUCGUUGGUUUAGCUGCUGUUGCUGCUGCUGCUUUAUUAUAAGCAAUUUAGCCCUAUACUACAGCUAGCUUAACCACUUUUUUUUUCAGUAAGGUUUAAAUCUUUUCCUAGGAUUACUAUACUUUGUUUCGGUUACAUACAUGCAUGUAUGUUACAACUUAUUCCUGACAAUAUCCCAUUUAAAUGACUUUUUCAUUAAAGCUGUUAUGAGAUAUAAGUCGCACCCUUUCGAUUUGCAUUAUGCAAAGGAUAUUUCGUUACUUUUCGGUACUUUGUACUUUUCGUUACUAUUCGUUACUUCAAAUAUGGAUUAUUAUUAUUAUUAUUAUUAUUAGUAUUAUUAUGAUUUUUUACACCCCCUUUCUCUUUUUGUAUUAUUCUACAUAUCUGUAUACA
Scheffersomyces amazonensis is the source of this 1210-nucleotide messenger RNA. It is a transcript of the gene PGA26, whose product is annotated as Pga26p. The coding region runs from base 353 to 856 and encodes 167 amino acids. The record is from RefSeq and is a predicted model, not a curated record. NCBI's taxonomy places the organism in Eukaryota, Fungi, Ascomycota, Pichiomycetes, Serinales, Debaryomycetaceae. The transcript has a single exon.